AUUAUUAUCAGACUUAAUUCCUUUCGCAAGAUGAGUGGCAACGGAGUUACCAGUUCCAAAUUGCCUCUGAGGCCCGUACCUGGCUCCUACGGCCCUCCUAUACUUGGCCCGUUGAUUGACAGGCUCAAUUAUUUCUGGUUCCAGGGACCAGCAAAAUUCUUCACGGCCCGGAUGAACGAGCACAAGAGCACGGUCUUCCGGACAAACAUGCCGCCGGGUCCGCCAGGUUUCUGCAACGACCCGCGGGUCGUAAUGCUCCUGGACGCCAAGAGCUUUGCCGUGCUCUUCGACAAUGAGACCGUGAAGAAGAGAAACGUUUUCACGGGUACAUUCAUGCCCAGCGUCCGUUUCAACGGCGGGUACCGGGUGCUCCCAUACCUCGACCCGUCGGAGGUGCAGCACACGAAGCUCAAGGGUCUCUGCUUCGAAUUGCUCAAGACGGGUGGCCCCAGAUUUAUACCCGAAUUCCACAGCACGAUGAAGGAAGCCUGGGAAACGAUCGAAAAACAGAUUGCAGACAAAAAGGCCAGUGAGUUCAAUGAUUUGAAGGAACAGACGAUUUUCAAUUUCUUGUGUCGAUCGAUGGUUGGGAAGGACCCGAGAGAAGGACCCGACGGGUUGGGGAACGACGGACCCGGACUGGCUGACAAAUGGGUUUUGUUCCAGGUGGCUCCUGUCGUUAGCCCCGGGCUGCCACACAUUAUCGAGGAGUUAUUUCUCCAUUCGUUUCGUUUGCCCUCUGUGUUUGUCAAUGAAGAUCACGAUCGGCUCUAUGGGUUCUUCAAUACUCACGCGUCUGGAAUCCUUGACGUUGCGGAGACCCGGUAUGAUCAAACCCGGUCGGAGGCUUGUGAGAAUUUGAUGUUCUUUGUAGUGUUUAAUUCUUACUUUGGCUUCUCGGCUCUGCUUCCUUCUAUUAUAAAAUACGUUGGGGCUGCCGGUGCUGGGUUGCAUAAGGACCUGGCUAUGGAGGUCCGGACGGCCGUUCAGGCUAAUGGUGGACAUGUUAGCUUGAGUGCGGUGGAGUCGAUGGAAUUGGUGAAGUCCACCAUUUAUGAGGUACUUAGAAUGGAGCCACCCGUGGUGUUGCAGUACGGGAGAGCCAAACGGGACUUCGUUUUAGAGUCUCAUGAUGCUGCUUUUGAGAUCAAGAAAGGGGAACUCCUUGGUGGGUUUCAGCCGAUUGCUACGAGGGACCCCAAGGUGUUUGAGAAUCCUGAUGAAUUUGUUGCUACGAGGUUUAUCGAGAAUAAGAAGGUUAUCAAGUAUGUUCUGUGGUCUAACGGCUUCGAGACCGAUGAUCCAACCGUGCACAACAAGCAAUGCCCCGGGAAGAAUUUGGUGGUGUUAGUUGCAAGGUUGUUUGUGGUGGAGUUGUUUCUAAGGUAUGACACCUUUGAAGUGGAAGUGAAAGGAAGUGGAACUAGUUCUAAAAUAAGUUUCACUUCUCUAACUAAAGCGACCUAUUGAUUCUUUGGUCGUGUUUGUUAUAAAAAAAUUCAAUUGUAUUGUAUCAACUCUUUUUUAUAUGGUGUGGGUGAAUAAGCAUGGUAGUGACCUAUUGUUUCUAAGAUAUGAUAUCUUUGGUAGUGACCUAUUGUUUCUAAGAUAUGACAUCUUUGAAGAGGAAGUGAAAGGAAGACUUAGUUCUAAAAUAAGUUUCAUUUUCUUGACCAAAGCAAUCUAUUGAUUCUUUGGUCAAAUUUCUUAUAAGAAAAUUCAAUUGUAUUACAUAUCAUUUUUUUUAUAU
Cryptomeria japonica (Japanese cedar) is the source of this 1750-nucleotide messenger RNA. RefSeq names its product allene oxide synthase, chloroplastic-like. The transcript has a single exon. Gene Ontology annotation, molecular function: monooxygenase activity; oxidoreductase activity, acting on paired donors, with incorporation or reduction of molecular oxygen; iron ion binding. Gene Ontology annotation, biological process: sterol metabolic process. NCBI's taxonomy places the organism in Eukaryota, Viridiplantae, Streptophyta, Pinopsida, Cupressales, Cupressaceae. The coding region runs from base 31 to 1470 and encodes 479 amino acids. The record is from RefSeq and is a predicted model, not a curated record.